AUGAGUAGCGGGUAUUCGUCAGCCCCCAGUGGUUCAUUCAACUCGAGUGAAAUCGAUUUGCGGCAAAUCGAUAAUAGUCUCGACGAAGAAAAUGUUGUUGAGGAAAUGACUGGUAGGCAAAAAUUGCAAUGUUCGUGCUUUUUCCUGGAAACAUUUGCUUCUAGUCCCCUUUUAGCUGCCCUGGGCAAAUUUCGGUCCAGGCUUUUCCCGGGGCCUGUACUUUUGACCUACUUGCAAUGAUCCAAUCGGGCCCAAACUUUGCAGGAUUCUUGGACUUGGAUUGAAGUAUGUUGGGACCAAGUUUCAGACUGAUCGGAUCAUCUGGUCCCGAGAUAUGUGGAUCGGAGACCGAAAAGGCUGCAAUUUUCGUGAAACCAGUAUAUUUCGAGACCGGAUAAUCCGAUAGGUCGGAAACUUGGACCCAAUACACUUCAAUCCAAGUCCAAGAGGACUGCAAAGUCUGGACCCGAUCAGAUCAUUGCAAUUGAUUCAAAAGUCCAGGCCUCAAAAAGCCUGAGUCGGUCAUUUGCCCAGUCCGUCCAUUUAGAGCUCAAAACGUGAGUAGAAACACGAGCUAAUUAAAAAAAGAAGGGACCGAAUGCAAAUACUAGAUUAUGUGCGAAAAACGACGGCGUUGGCUCUGCCGCUUUCGCUAAUCGAAAAUGUAAAUUCAAUAUUACAUCGUCGUGUUUCUUUCGGCGGCAUGAUAAAAAAUGAAAAAUUAUUCUAGUUCUUCUCGGUUAGAACUCAUUUCUGCCAAAUAUUGAAGACUUUCUCGUACCUCAACAUCGAACUUUUAUUCGAUUUUCUCGAAAUUUGCAUAGUAAACAUGAUCUUUUCUCCAGAAAGUAAACGGCAAAAGGCUUCUCAACUUUCAGCAAUUCUCUUCUUUUUUCCUGCAAAAAUUCUCGCCGCGCCAAAAAGAAAGAGUAAAACCCGGCUUUUGAAGCGAUUUUGAGUAGAGAUAAACGCUUUUCGCCUGCCGAACACUAAUCUUCUUCUUCUUCUUAUACUUCUUCUUCUUCUUUUUCGUCAUGAGCACGACGGAGUGAAAGAGAAGAAGAGGAAAGAGCGAAAAGGGGCGCUUGGCAGCUCACUUCUCACACACACACACACACAUUUUUUUUUGCCAACUGCAAUGAUUUUCGGUCUCACACACACAAACAGACACCACGAGAAGAUUUUUCGCUUUUUUUUUUCUUGUUUUUCAAGUUGACAAUGCUGUGUUGAGAAAGUGUUUGUGAAGCUCUACAGGGUGGCGAUUAAGUAUGAAACGUUUUUAUUCGAGACUCCCUGAAGCUUCAUUGGUUCCAGUAUUAGGAAGCUAACAAAUAGGUCCUUAUUUAUACCUCGGCGAACUUUUGCAACUUUUCAGCAGAACUCAGGCCUGGGCGAGCAAUCUGCUCCCCGUUGCCUCAAGCGCUAAUCCGUCCAGGCCUGGCAGAACUUCAGAAACUUUUACCUAAUUUCUGCUCAAAAGCGGCUAAUGUUAUGCGUAGAAGUUGCUGAACUUUUGUUCCAAAGCUGAUAUCAUUUGAGAAGUUGCAGAGGCUUACUUUCAGUCAAAUUUCAUGAUUGUCAGGCCGGCCCGUUGCAAGUGUGCAUCAAAAUCUAUAAUCGCUACUGUUUACCUGUUUUCCCACGCGCGGCUAGAUCCUUAAUUAGACCCCAAAGGAAUUGACGAUUAUUAUUAUUUCGGCGCUGAAAAACUUGAAGCUCUAACUAUAGUUUUCAAAGAAAACGUGUGAGAGAGAGAGAGCUUAUCAAUAUAAGUGCGUCAUUUCAAAGUGCUUUUGGGCGAGCAUUAGGUAUGUGUUUUAACCCUAUUUUUAGUUUUAAACCAGUGAAUUUUCGUAAAACAUCCCGUCUAGAGUCCAACAUCGAAAAUUUUGCGCCGCAAAAAGACAUAGACUAUGAGAAAUUGAGCCAUUAGUUUGACAAGAAUUUGUGCAUUUCUGCACAAAUUCUCUCGUUGUGGGAUGAUAUCCGAUCGUGUGCGAAAUCGCGAAAAAUGUUAUUUUUACACUUAUCUUCAUGAAACGCAGCUCAACUAUCGCAAAAGUGUCAUUUGCAGAUGAGCAGCGAAUGUGCGGUCUGACAGAGCUCGUGACGUCGUGCCUGUCGUCAAAAUCGUCGCGCGACGAGGAGGAGGAGCAGGAGGAGAGCGAGGAGUCGCCGAUCGCGAGCAAGAAGGGACCAAGGGGACUGUGCUCGUCGAAACGCAACGACAAUAUUCAGCCGUUCCUCCGCACGAGCCAGUUUACGAAUGUGCCGCCCACGAUACGCUUCUACACCAAAGGCACCAAGGUGCUUGGCGCAUUUUCAAGUUUUUAACAGUAUUCUAGACUGAUUGCCCAUUUUUCUAACUAUUAACAAUGAAAAUCGAUAGAAACGCCAAAAAUGAUAGUCCUAGAGCCGGGUCGAAUAAGUUGUUUUAGGUCACAAAGCCGAACCGACGGAUAACGAACCGAUUGACGUGGUGCCACAAUAGUCUUCUGCCGAUUGUCAUGCGACAGACCCUCUCGGCAAGCCACUUUACGGUGAGCCGAUAAUAUUCGGAAAAAAAAGAAGAAAAAUACAAUGCACUGCAGGUAGUGGACGAAUCGCUGUUCCACGUGGGCUACUGGGGCCGUCACCUGAAGUCUGCGCAGUACCGUACUCUCCAGCCGCAUCAAAAAGUGAAUCACUUCCCGGGCGCGUUCCACAUUGGCCGCAAGGACCGUCUCUGGAUGCACAUCCAGCAGCAGCAGCAGCGAUUCGCACAGGACUUUGAUAUUAUGCCCUUCACGUACAUUCUGCCCAACGAUCGCGCCGAACUGUUGCGGUAUUUGGAGGAGGACGCCACGCGACACGUCAUCGUCAAACCGGUACUGUUUUUAAAAAGGGCUUUCCUUAAACGACCAGGGAACCGUCAAAUAUGUUGAAAUCUUUUUGUGUCUGUCUGAAUUGUCUCUUACACUGUUCGAGUCGCAAUUCUCAGAAAUGCAUGAAAACGGAACAGUGCGCAGUUAAAGUUGUGGCCUAGAAAACUCACUUGCGAAAACUCUUCGCUGCUGAUAAUAUGACACCCUUGCACUUCGGCAAUCUGUUAAUUUCUGAAGAUUGUGCCGAAUGCAAAACAGAUCCCACGGCCUAGCUGAGAGUUGCGAUUCGGACAGACACAUAAACUCGGAGGCUUCUCUAGUUCUUUAAAUUUGAACGAAUUCUCUGAAUUUUCAGUUAAGAAUUCGGAAAACUUCAAUUCUUCUAAUAGCAAUUUUUUUCAGCCGGCAUCAGCUCGUGGAACUGGAAUUCAAGUGACCCGAAAGCCCAAGGACUUCCCCACGACCGCCACGCUCGUCGCUCAACAGUUCGUUUGUUGCAAUUGCAAAAAAUAGUCUUGUCUUGUGCAGUUACGUCGAACGGCCACUCACCAUAAACCGUGCCAAAUUCGAUCUUCGUCUGUACGCCUACGUGCCCACUUUUGAGCCGUUGCGAGUGUACAUUUACGAGCAGGGAUUGGUCCGUUUCGCCAGUGUUCCGUGAGUUUUUUUUAAAUUUAAAAUGAAUUACUUUGAGGAAAAACCGAUUUGAACCAAUUUUUUCAGGUACACGCAUUGUGUCUCGAACAUUUCCAACAAGUACAUGCAUUUGACGAAUUACAGGUAACUAGCACGGCUCUAGCGGCGUUCGCAUCGACUUUUAGACCCAUGUCCAAGAGGGAUUUGUCUUUCCGGUCGGAUUCUGUGUCGAUUCAUGUAGAAACGUUGACAUUUUUGAAAUUAGUUUACGACCCCUACUGAAAAAGUCGGAUUAUUUCAUUAUUUUCCCCAAUCAAUGCCAAAAAAGUGUUUAGCAUCAACAAGCUGGCCGAGCAGGACGGAGUGGCGAACAAGCCGGUGCCGAAGUGGUCCCUGACCCACCUGUGGGACUAUUUCGACGAGCAGGGCAUCGCGCGCGGCGAAAUCCAGCGGCAGAUUGAGGACGUCAUCGUGAAGGCGUUCAUUUCGUGCGAAAAACCGAUACGCGACCACAUGACGCGCUUUUUGAGCCAGGAAUUCAUCUGUUACGAACUGUUCGGCAUCGACAUUCUGCUCGACGAGAAUCUGAAGCCGUGGCUGCUGGAAGUGAAUAUUUCGCCGUCGCUUCACUCGGGAACUCCGUUGGAUGUGGCCGUGAAGGCGCCGCUGGCAAAGGAUGUGCUCAAUCUGACGGGCAUUUAUGUGCCGCCCAUGCCGGACCGACUCGAACAGGGCGAUUAUAGUGCGCGCCCGCGCAAUGGACCCAAAAGCAGGGAGCAGAUGAUUAAAGGUGCUUUUUUUAAGCUCUCACACCUCUAUUUUGAGGCAAAUUCCUAGUUUUUUGUUGCAGAAGCUUCGUGGGUGGCCGCCUACAAAGACCAGUACGGAGUGAUCGACAAUCGAAUUUUCAAGCGACUGACUCCGGAGGACACCCGCGCACUUGUCGAGUUCGAGGACGAACUCACGAGGGCCGGCGACUUUAAACUCGUCUUCCCGACCGCCGAAACGUCACAUUAUCAAAAGUAAUUUUUAUUCAUUUCAAUGUCUGAGUAAUAAAAACGGAACAGCGCGCAGUUAAAGUUGUGGCCUAGAAAACUCUGGUGUGAAAACUCUUCCCCGCUGAUAAUAUGAUGCCCUUGCACUUUGACAGUCGGUUAAUUCCUGAGGAUUGUGCCGAAUGCAAAAAAAUCCGGAAAAGAUCCCGUGGCCUGGGAGUUUUCUAGACCACGGCCACAACUGCGCGCUGUUCCGUUCAUUGGCAUUUCUGAUAAUUGCGACGCGGGCAGUGAAUGUGGCAAUACGAGGCGAAUUAUCAGUUAAAUUGCAGGUACUUUGCGGAGCCGCUGUACAUGAACAUCCUGCUGCAACAGUGGCAAAUGGCGCAACAGCACGACCGCACGGCCGGAAUUCAGAAGCUCGAGCAGUUGUGCCGUCAGAAUCACAUGAAGAGCGACGCCGACGAAAAAAAGAUGUUUUGA
This is a messenger RNA of Caenorhabditis sp. 36 PRJEB53466, 4978 nucleotides long. Lineage: Eukaryota; Metazoa; Nematoda; Chromadorea; Rhabditida; Rhabditidae. The record is from the annotation of a GenBank genome assembly.